AUGACAAAGGUAGAAUAUGAAGACAAAGGGUUCAGGAGACCAUCCACUGAAAAACUUUACACCCUUGGACCUUGGGCAAGGUUCAAGCAGAAGGAAAGGAGGGAAGGCUGUAGUUCAAGCAGAAGGAAAUCAGCUUUUGGAAUUUUUAAACUUCCGAAGGCAAUAGACGCAGAGGCAAAAAUUAUAAGAGAAAAAUGGAUUGCAAUUAUUGAACGAAAUAGAGAGCAAGAUCCCUCGUUCAAAGAGCAGAAAGCGCGAAAUUCAUUGCAUAUUUGCGAAUUGCAUUUUGCUCCAGAAGACAUUGAACACAGUGUUGACAGAAAGAAAGUCAGAUUUGGAAGUUUACCAUCACAGAAUCUGCCAAAAAAAUCAUUUGAAAAAGACGCAGAACCAAGUUUUUUGCAAAUUGAAAAACGUGAAAAACAAGAGGUGCCAUUAAGCAAGCCAAAGCGAGCAUGCAAGAGUUUCGAUUUAUUUUCUGAAUCAGUGGCCAAGCUUAAGUUAAAUGGGUGGGACCGAAAACUUAAUGAUAGCAGUUAUAUCUUUGAAAGGAAAGAAAAAGGAUUUAUUGCUAGCAAAAUCAAAGUAAAUGUUGAUGAAAGCCUUGACUUCGCAGUGACUAUUUUUGGAUUGUCUUUUCCAGAUGAUCAUUACAUUUACAAAAAGUAUAAAAGAAACGUCAGAAUUCACAGUAUAGCAUCAUUGUUGCAAGAACUAUUAAAGCUUACUGUUUGUGAAGGUGUGGACAAGUUUCAUGAUGGCCUCAAUAGACAUUCUGUUGCAAGAGAAAUUGAUCUAUUUGAAAACAAUUUUCAAGGUGGAAAUGAAGCUCAAGAUCAUAGUAAAGAUUACUUUAGAUCAAUGAAUUGCAAACUUCUUUCAGAGAAAGCAACUUAUGAAAACUGCAUUCCUGCACAACCUCGCAAAAAAAGGACAAAAAAGACUUGUCCCCAGCUAAAAUUAAAGCCCCAGUUUCAAGAACAAGGCCAGAGAAAUUGAAACUAGCUUUACAAAAGCAAAGAUUAGAAUGUAAAGAUUUAAAAAGACAGAUUUAAAAGAUGAAAAGUGACACAGAGAACAACUCAGUGGUAGUUGAUGACCAAUUGGAGAAAGAUAUUGGCAUUAUUAUUGAUGGAAACGAAGAGAAACAAAGUCCAUUUAUGAAGCUUUUUUGGAGACAACAAUAAGAAGCUUGGGAAAGAAAUGAAAAAGGAAUUAGGUAUCAUCCAAUGGUAAUUCGAUUCUCACUCUCAAUUGCUGCAAAAUCACCAUCUGCUUAUGAAGAGCUCAGGUCAAGUGGGUUAUUGAAGCUACCAAGCAAGAGAACCCUUAGAGAUUACAGAAAUGUGGUUAAACCUAAGCAGGGUUUUAACAAGCAGAUCAUUGAAGAGUUAUCAUUUAUUACUUCAAGUUUCUUUGACGUUCAGAGAUACAUUGCUUUUUUGUUUGACGAAGUGAAAAUCAAGAAUAAUCUUGUUUGGGACAAGCAUUCUGGACAACUUGUAGGUUUCAUGGACCUUGGUGAUCCUGACCUGAAUGUUGCUAGUGCUGAGAAAGAGACACAUUUGCUGGUAAUCUACUUGAGAGGGGUCUGUACAAAUCUCAAAUACCCAUUUGCUAACUUUGCAACAACAUCAGUAACAUCAUUCCAGCUCUUGCCAAUCUUUUGGAACUGUGUUCUUUACUUGGAGAAGGCAUGUAAUCUGUGGGUGUUAGCUGUUGUGAGUGAUGGUGCAUCAGCAAAUAGGAAAUAAUAGAAAAUUAAGUUGCACCGAAAAAUGGGAGACAAAACAGACAAUGAGGUGACACAUUGUGUUGUGAAUCUUUAUGUGAAACACCGUUAUAUCUACUUCUAUUGACUAUGCUUACAACAACUGUCCAAUCAACUCUCUUCACUUUUGUAUCACUGCAACCCGACAAUUUGCCUAUUCAAUACAAUAUGUUGUAUCAGGUAAACUGCUCGCAGUCAACAAUUCUUCUUCUUGUGAGUCACACCUUUUGUUGAUGUCGUUUAUAACAAUUUUAUGCAAACUUUAACGAUUAAGUGGUCCAUUUCCUCGUUAUGAAAUCAGUUUUAUCACGUUGCAUGUGAGGCCAAUAGAAGCGUUCUCUAGUCAACUGUACCACCUAUUUGCCCCAUUUUAACGUGAAGCUCAUCAUAACCAUCAUAACCACACUAAAGUUUGCAGUGCUCUUGGUAAAACGGUCUGUGUGUUCUGUCCUGAAAUUGUUGUUAAGAUGCCAUCACUAUCAAGUUUCAAUCUGUUCCAUUCAUAAGCAAGCAAUCUGGUCAAGUUCCUUCAUUUGAUUUGGUGUUGGUCUCUUUCCCGUUUUCAUCAUGUUUACAAUCUUCCGGAUGCUUGCAUCCUUGUCUUGUUCUUUCUGCACACUGACUUUGUCUAUCUUCUUUGCAGCGAAACUCUCAUCGGGAAGGUGAUUAUUACUGAAAAGAGCGGCUGAUGGAUCUGUAAGCACAUAUACCCAAGCAGUGUCCUCAUUAGAUCUCUGUUGCACAACAUGAAUUGUAGCAUUGACCAUAUCAAGUGUACUUUUGUUUGUGCAUGUUGACAUAUACUUCUCCAUAUCAUAAGGAAGUGUCGAGAGAGCAUCAGCAUCACCAUUGGAUUUUCCUGGCCUGUACUGAAUUGAGAACUUAAAAUCUGCUAAUUCUCCAACCCAUCUAAGAGCAGUUGCAUUCAAUUUUGCUGUGGUUAGUACGUUUGGGAGUGGGUUGUUAUCAGUAAAAACUUGGAAUGGUGGAGAAUAAUACAAGUAGUCCCUAAAAUGUUCAACAAUGGCCCAUUUCAUGGCGAGAAACUCAAGCUUCCCGCAAUGCAUGUGGUAGUUUCUCUCACUACGAGUUAGAGUCCUGGAUCCAUAUGCAAUAACUCUGACUAAUCAAGUGUUUGAUCAACUCUUGCAGUGCUGUCUGAUGUUCUUCUGUCCAUUCUACUUUUGAUGAUGAUGACACUUGCCCAUUGUGAUUCUUUCUGUCUCUUCUCUGAUAUUGGCUUUUGACUUGGCUUUCAUUAGAAGUGAGUAGCUCAU
Messenger RNA from Rhopilema esculentum, 3048 nucleotides. Lineage: Eukaryota; Metazoa; Cnidaria; Scyphozoa; Rhizostomeae; Rhizostomatidae. The record is from RefSeq and is a predicted model, not a curated record.